Molecule: messenger RNA, 645 nt
Organism: Encephalitozoon romaleae SJ-2008
Lineage: Eukaryota; Fungi; Microsporidia; Unikaryonidae
Exons: 1
Coding region: 1-645 (214 amino acids)
Source: RefSeq, a predicted model, not a curated record
AUGGAGAACGAAGAAGAAAUUGAGUUCUUUGGAUUUGUGCCUGUGACUCUGGUUGCUGAACUACAGAGUGAGAUAGAGGGGAUUCUUCGAGACGGGGUUGAACAGCUGUCUUUUCUUGACAAAAGAAAGGCUCAUAGAAUAUCAGGGAUAGUAUUUGAGUCUUUUCGAAGAAACUACUUUAUAUUUUCGAACUUUGUUUUGAGAAACAUUCUUAGAUUCCCACCUUCAUUCCGGUUGGAAAGGAAGGCCAAUGAUGCUGUUGUGACCAUAGACCUUCAGUCGAUCACAGAUGAAUUGGUGAAUGUACUUGGGGAGGAGGAUUACUAUGAAGCCGAGGUCUUGAGAUUGAAAGAAAGCAUUGAUAUUGAGAGAUAUAGAUUAGAGUCUUAUAGAUCGCUGUUGGAAUGCUCAAAGCCUGUAAAUAGCCUAAUUGAAAGCAUUAUGGAAGCCUAUUCAGAACUUGAAAAUGUUACGAAGCUCUAUGACAAGAUGAGCAUGAUAAGUGGAAUGGAUGACGAAGAUCACAAUGCCUUGCUUGAGUAUAGGGAGAUUAGAAGCAGUCUUGCAAAGAAGGAAAGAGACGAUCUUCUAAGGAUAGCAAGCGAGGAGGUGCUUAUGAUGAUGAACAAAUGUACCGAAAAAUAA